AUGCCUGGAUUACCCUUGGUGGCUCGUGAAACGACGUAUGAAUUUCUUGUCUACUUCUGUAGAAUCAGCUCAGUUUAACUCUGCCAAUUCUAGUUCUCUAUGACAUAGUUACUUAGUUAGACCCACUGCGUCUACUAAAAUUCUGUAAAUUGUGAAAUCACUGAAACUCUUUUUAUAUAUUCAUUUAUUCAUUGAUGCAGCUGCAGCCGUUCCAGGACGGCUGACCAAAUGUGCCGCCAGAACUUCCGGAACAACUUGAGUCCUGAAGAGGCUCUCGCUGCUGAGGAAAGUCUGUCAGUCUAUUGCAAACCAGUAGAGCUCUAUAAUAUUCUUUUGCGUCGUGCUUUAUACAAUGUAAGUAUUUAGUUCAGGCUCUGAAUAUAUUUUCAUAGAAAACAUCUCCCAUCACUUUUGUUGAUAUUUCAUGUUAAUUUUUUACAAUUUUUGGUUCAUCUAGGUUCUCACAUCGUGUUUUAAAAUGUUUGUGCAACAUAUUUUUGAUACUUUUAGUAAAGGCUUUGUAUACAUCAUUUACAUGAGCGAACCAAUAAUGUUCAUUUGGAAGUGUAGGGUUUUAGGAAAUCUGGUAUGCAUAAUUAGUCUUGAUCUUCAAUAUGUAUUUCACGGUUAUCAGAUCCUUGGAAUUUUUUUAAACGCUUGAGAUAUUCGUCAAUUCUAUGACAAUGCAAAGAUCCAUUGUAAGGUGCUGCAUGUUUCAUUAGUUCAGAUAUGUGGAGGCCUACUCGCUUCUAAUGAUUCUUGCUUUGCCACGGUAACCUGUGUGAAGAGUUUUGCACGCAUUAAGAUUUCAUUUAUGUUGGAGAAAGUUGAAAAUCAUGCAGAGACCAAGUGGCUAUAAUUUUCAUUUGUUGAAAAUAAAGGGCAAAUCAAGUAUUGUUUCUUCCAUUCUGUAACCCUUUGUCAUUGAAGUAUGAAACUGCCUCUUUUUUCUGAUCUUUAGUUGCUAUUGCUCACAACUUUGUUCACAUUCAUGUUAAAUUCUCGCUGCUAAACUCUAUGGCAUGUACCCAAUUUAACCGGUGAUAGGAUGGCUCGUUUGAUGACCUGUGUAUAUUUUUUUUUCAAUUGUUUCACUUCCAUUGAACACAUAGGUGUGCAAGAGAAUUCACUGUCUUCUAAAAUUCUGUCGCCUCCAUAAUCACCAAAAUCUGACUUCUAAUUGGUGACCAUCGAAGACUUGCAGUUACUGGGUGGGGGGAGCUCCUAGAAUGAUUAGACUGAAUCAGCAUCAUUGAUGGUUUUCUGCUGUGUCACAAGAGGGGUGCAUUCUAGCGAAAUAAAUAAUAUAGACUGGCGAUUGUUUGAAAUGGUUCAUUUAGUUACCUCACGAGCUAGAAUGCAGUUCUGUGAGCAAACAGAUAUGAUCUUAGAGGUCAUGUUGAAGGGCGUUGUGGAGAGAACUAUGCGGGAGAUGGUAUGGUCAAACUAGGCACCAGAAAUUGAGGUGUUUGUGCCACUUGUGGCCAGUGUAGUGGCGUGCUAUUGUAGCUUUCGUUUCCGCAGAUCUUGUGGUUUGGGAAGCUCAUACUGGCUUGUUUGCCUGACGAGGUUUGCCUGAUAGUGUUGGUUGCCCGGCAUUCAACAUGGCCCGUGAGUGGGGACAAGAUAGGGUUCGAUCCAGAACGUUUGAUGGGGGAUGUGAUAUAUGUGAGACCGGUGAGGAGUUCUGUGUCCUGCAUUGGCAUUUGGUUGAGGUACUGUUAUCUCAUGUAAGGCUUGUCAUGCCUGUGUUACCCCCUUGGCAGGAUGAGGUGUUGCGGAUGGCCCUGUGCAAGGCUUUUCAGUUUUGCAGCCUUGAUUGCAGGGAGGUUGAGUGAGGAAGAGUGAAGCCUCCUAGCUCUCUAGUCCCCAUUCUUGUCAUGCCUUAGCUCAUCACCUCUCACGGGGGCCAAACUGCAUAGUUAGGGCAGUAACCACAAUAUGAAUGGCAGCACUGAAAUAGGUUCCAUUUGUUUUUUUUUUUUUGAACUUUUUUUCACUAUGGUUGGUGGGACUUCCUGUUGUCAAUGUUUGUUGUGUUUGGUCUAUGUGGCCUAUUUGGUUCUCUUUCUAAAAUAAUGCUGCUCUAUUUACAGCCACUAUUUCUUCAAAGAUGUCUACGCUACAGAAUACAAGCAAGGCACAAGCACAGGUGCUUUCUUAAAUCUAUAAUUAUUCAGUUGAACUAUUUUGUUGCUUAAUUUCAUUAAGUGUCUUAUAUUAUUGGACCACAGUUAUGUUGCAUUCUUUCUUUUAUGAGGAGCAAGCCUUUGAGGAACUCUUGGUUUAAUUUCUUUCUUGUGUUUUGUUUUCUUGUUUUAAUUGAAAUCUGAGUUUUCCUGAUCAUUAAGGUUGAGUAAUAUUUGUUUCCGUACAAGUGCAUACAGUAUUUGAUGAGACUGACUGCAUUCCAACGUUUGGUUUUGAUUUUUUGUUUCUUCAUCAAUUGUAUCUUGCAUUAACUGAUGAGGCUAAGAAAUUCAAAUUCAAUAUUUGGAAGAUAUCUUUUAAAUUUUUUUAGAGAGACUCUUGGAUCUUUUAAGUACGAUAUCCUAUGCCAGGUGAAGAAAUUUCAGUCAGUGUCAAUGAUCACAUUUGGUAUAUGUAAAUCUGACUGGGGUUUGGUGGAAUAGAUAUCUGCACGCCAGCUAUGGGCAGGUUGGAAAUGAGAAUAGAUAAUAUUAUCUUGACUCAAGAUAAUUUUUUGGUGGCCCUAUUAUGAUGAACAGUCUUCACAAUGAAGAUAAAUCUUGUUUCCAUUUUGUGCAGAUCGAUUCUCCAGGUUAUCUUUCGUUUUGGAACCACAUUGACUUUCAAGUAUCCAUAGACUAGUAUGCUUCAAGUUCUGAUAGAUUAUUGUCUGUUUUUAUGCUUCUCAGGUCAUGCAAGUGGAACAUUUUAUUUUUUGUGCAGUUCACAGUGCAUGUUCUUGGAUUUGUUUAAAUUUGGUCUGCGAUUUGUAAUUCACCUCUGAUCAGUAGUCCAGGGAAUGAUGUGUUACAAACACUUUGACGACAUGCACAAUCAAGAUUAGUUGGUUUGGAAUUGAAAAGGUGUAAACAAAUGAGACUAGGUUGAUAUUGAUUGGAAUCGUUGAUUCCCAGGACAAUUCGGCUUUUCACUCUUUUCAGAAUAAGAAAAGUUGAAAGAGAGCGUGACACUUGCUAGAUCAGGGUUGUUGAAGGGAGUAAAAGAGGAAGAAACUCAGAACUGCUGGUUGCCAAUUUCUAAAGCCGAUAUUUGCCCUGCCUCCCAAAUUCCUUUCAUGUAGUCUGCAUUUACAUCCCUCCCGUUUCAAAAUGACAAUUAAUUUUUCAAGGUUAUAUCUUACUUAGAGUUCCAAGUAAUUUUCUUUAGUUUUCUGCUUUAUGUUUAGACUAUAUAUACUUUUUUAAUCUGGGAAAAUUUCCUUUGAAUCUUAUUUUCAUCUAAAUCUGACUUUUUCAAUAGAUCGUCUUGUUUGUUGAGUCUGGUUUGCUGAUCCAGGGGUCUAUCAGAUUUACAUUGCUCUGGACAUUUUGGCUUUAGGAAAGUAAGGAAUGGCUAUUCUUUGGGAUAAAGUCUAUACAAUGGACUGUCAAAAGAAAAAGUUGAAUGAAAAUAAGUUGUCAAAGUGCUAUGGCUGAAACAGGGGGGUUGAUAAUACUUUCUUUCAUACUGUGGCUAGUGCAUAAAAAUAAUUCUCCGAAUCGAUCUCCUUGAAAGUUUGGCAAAAAUAAUUGGAAUGUUAGAGCUAGAAUCAAGAACUUAUCAAUUUUUCCAGUCUACUGCAGAUUUGAAACUAGAACGUUACAGAUUAAAAUGGAUAGUUAGUCCAAAUAUGAUGAAGGAUGCCAGACCCUUCAUCAGAAGUCAUCAUAAAAUCACGUUUCAGAAUCAAAACAAAUAACGAUUGGAGGGCCCAAUGGUUUCUAUUUCGUUGAAUUGAUCUGGUGGGAGAAUGACUAAUUAUCAUAUGAUUGAAGUCAUCAGUAUAUUACAAGUAAAACCUCAUCAAUUAACUGUUGGAAUUUUAUGUUAUUUUCCAAGUGUAGGUGCUGAAAAGGUUUAAAUUUUAGACUAAUGAAACUUUUCACGGUUGCAUAAUUGUCAGCUAACCUUGGGCACAUGAAUGGAGUAUUUAUUCUUUGAAACGUAUUCGCUACUCAUUAGGACAUGGAACUUUACAUAAUUAAGAUAUAGGGCAUGAGAUAUCUGGUUUUAAGUUAGAUUUUAGGAAAUACACUUGAGUUGGGAUUGUAUGAAUACAACUCUGUAUGUUGCGGGAUUUGAUGAAAAGUGAAUCAACUAGUUUAUGAGUUGUGAAAGUAAACAUAAUUUCAGUUCUUAUCAGCAUACAAUCUUCGAAAUUCCUUCGAAGUUUAAUUUACCUUCUCAAUAUGUGGAUCCAAUUCCUCAUUUCAUUGUUUGGUUUACCAGUCAGGUUAUAAGUUUCAUCUGGAAAAUUACGUUGAUAGUUGGAUUGGUUGAGGAAAUGAUGUUUGAAGGGAUUCUCUGCUGAUUCAUAUUCGACUUCAAUGUUCCAAACAAUAGGGUCAAUGCUUAAUGUAUCAUGGUGGCACUAAUGAUUGAAAUGUUCCUUCUUAGGUUUAGUCAUCCAUAGACCAUAUCUGACGCUACAUGUUUUCCAACUUGCUUUUUUGAGUUUUUAUUCAUUCUUUUCCAGGAUUUUUGGAUUUCUCUGCAUCUUCUGGUGUUUACUUUGUUAAUCUUGUUGUAACUACUCAUUAUGCAGAAUACGAAUAACUGCCUCAGUUUCUGCAAAUAUGAGUGAUGAACUACAUUCACAUAAUUUAUCCCCCCUGUACAUUUUGUUGGCAAGACCUGUCACUGAAACAUCACAAGCAGAGGUACUAUAUCAUCUUCUUUCUCUAGAACUGUCUACAUUUCCUGCAAUUGUCUGCUUUUUUUGUUCUCUGAAUGAAACUUUGAACUUUCACUUAUGUUUGUUGUGGACAGCACACAGCAGUUUAUCAUCUCUGUCGUGUGUGUAAACUACAUGUUUUUAAUGAACUUGGGAGGAGUAAUCAAGUAGAAGCCAAUUUCGUUGUUCCUGAGGUCAGGAAGCUCUUUGCUGAUAUGAGGUCUAGGAAUCUGACCAUUAUUCUUGUCAGUCAUGGUACGACACUCAUUUGAUGGUCAAUAUCUCAGAGUUCAUCUAUAGUAGCAUAACAAAACUUUUGGCUUGCUGGCAGGGGAAGAUCCCAGCGAAAGACCUACAACCAGAGAUGGAAAUGAUGUCGCGACAUUUGCUAGUAAGAUGCUUUCUAAUUAAGAUACGUUCUGGAAUAUGAUUAGUUUGUAGAUAUGGAACAUGAAAGAUAUAAUGUUUAGGCUCUAUAAUGACAUUGAUAUGUCCCACUGUAGAAACUGAAAAAGGGAGAAAAGUGAACAUAACUUAAAUGGGAUGGAUGCCAAGUCUGUUUUUGUAGCAUUCCACGUUUUAAUCUAACAAAAACGUUUCAUAGCAUAUUACGCAGAAGUUUCUCACAUCAAAAUCUUUCCAUUUCUCUUGGCUUAGAAGCGGAGACUGAAAGUAAUAGGGAUGAAGUUUUAAUUUUGAGCCGUAAUAGUUAAAUAGUCCAAAACUUGUAGCUUGAUUACAUGGCUUUAAAAACUUCAUAAAAUUUAUUUUUUCUUUAUUACGGCUCUCAAGUUUGGUAUUACUUUUCUUGGGGCAUCCUUUCAAUUAGUGCCAUAAUCUUCAAUUGAACUGUUUUUUGUGUAUUUGUGGUUAAAUGAAAAUAAAAGCCUCUGUUUAGCUCUUUAAUUCACUAUCAUGCCCUGGAAGAGUGGUUAAUUUCUAAAGUCUUGAAGAAUCUCUGUAAAUAAUGUAGAAGAAGAUACUCUUGUUGUUCUAUUUGUAUACCAUUUCUAGACAAAGUAGGAUGAUGAAAAUGGGGGAAUAUGUUUACAUCUGGCACAGAUUAUCGAUCUGCAUGCAUGUUAAUGAGAAAUAUUUUAUUUUUGUAACUUAAAACAAUUUUUAAGAAUAAGAAAUGCAUGAGAAGGAGAAGAAUUUAUCACAGAAAACAUUGAAUUCCAAUGCCUUUAUUUAUGGAUUUUGAGGCAUAUACCACUAAUUCCUCGAAUCUACAUGCUUUUUGAUUCAUCUUUGACUAAUUCAGUUGCAUAUUGGCCUUUCCCUUCGGUACACUGCUUCCCCUCACUUUCUGUCUCUCUCUCUAUAUCUAUCUCUUGCCUUCUCUCACCUCCUUUACAGUGGUAUUCUGACUGUCGAAAAAUACACACUUUAACAUUAUUUUUUUGUUUGAAUGAGAUCGUUUUAAUACAACAGUUUACCAUGAUGAAUGUAUUAGCAGAACAAGGAAACGAACGCUUAAUUUCGUUUACAUGUUACUGAUUUCCAUACCAUUGCAUGUUUAGAAUCAGGUAGAUUUUUGAUCAUGACACCUCUUCGACUGACGUUCGCUGCUCAUGUAUAUUUGGAAGCUGUCUCCUCAAACAGAAUGUUUAGUGUAGCUGUUUAGCAGUAUCAGAAUUUUUUUCGGCAUUCCUUUUUAUCUCUCAUACCUCAUAAAAAGUCAUACUUGCACAUGAUGAGUUCUCAAAUGCUUGUUCAUGAGGAGGCACAAUUAAAGAUGUAGAUUAACACCAAAGGCUGCUCCACUAAUUACAGAUUGUAGAUGAUAAAUUCCUUGGAUAUUGUUGUAGACUCAUUUUUCUGAAAGUGAAUCCGGUACUGGCUUGUAUUAUGCCUUUUUUCAUACAAUGAACUAGUUUAGUAUGUGUCUUCUUUACAACAUCAAUAUAGGGAUAAUGUGUAGAUUCUGGAAGUUUCUCCUUGAGAAAUCUGGAUAAUGCGCAGUUGCGUUCUAUUGUUGGACACCUUUCAUUUAUUGUUUCUGAUGCAGAAAGUGGUGUUAUGUUCGACACCUUUCACGUUUCUGCUUGAUACAUUACUCAAUUCUUUGGCUAUUUAUCUGCUAUUUACUGCUGUCAGUUCUAGAUAAACUUGUAGGGAAUUGCAUUUGGGGCAAGCUUCCCUUAGAGUUUCUUCUUUCAUCGCCAGAGAUGCAUGCAAACUUGAACUUGGGUCAGAGAGUUGAGGUUCUUUCAGCCGUCGACAUGUAUUCGUGCACUUUAGAGGUAUUUUCUUUGAGUUACGCAUAUCCAAGUGUCUCUAUUGUUGGCUUAUCGUUUCUUUACAAAUGUACUCCACAUUCUGGAGGGCAUUAGGUGGGAUAACCUUCUUUCAGAGCAUAUUGGUUUCUUUGUAAAACGGGAAUUUUGAUUCAAACGAAUUUUUCAAUGUUUUGGCUACAUAAAGAGAAAAAGUGACUACAGAAACGAAUUGUAGAUCAUGGUUUAUCCGCAGGAGUUGGACCAUAUUUUUUCAGAAACGUCUAUCCUGGAUACUUCUACGUAUAGUGAAUGUUUGGGCUCAUUCAGUCCACAUGGUUUAUCUGCUUUACAAAAUUGGCUGAAUCCAUAUAAACUUAUGGACACUAAAUCGCAAGCAUCAGACGUUUGUGGAACUGAAAUCGGGAUUGGAAAAUCUCCAUAGUCCGAUAGAGCAGUGGAGAAAAUUUCGGAUCCAGUCUUGGAGAGAAGGAUAGACCAUACUUCUUUUAGCAUUUUAAAAAGGACAAAAAGGGUAAUAAUCUUGGAAGAUUUGCUCUAUUAUCUAAUUAAGACAAUAGUAACAACUCUGACUAAAAUGUACAAAAACAAUAACCACUUAAACUUAUUUCUUUUUUUUUAUGCCAACUUCACAUUGUUUUAAAUUGAACCAAAUAUAGGGAGUUUAUGCUGUCUCCUACUUGUGAUUUAUUUGAAUCGGAAAAGUAGCUGUUUAUAUAGUUACUUCCAUCUGUUACUAUUGGAAAUGGAGACGACACUGUGUUGGAAACGGAGACCAAACUCUAUUACGGAGGAUAGAGGGGAGAACGGUGGAAGCCACCUCAAGAUUCAUUCACCUCUAGCCCCCAUCAUAUAGGGAGGAACCUUACAUAAUUUUUGCAAAACACCCUCAUUUUUUUACAGAAUUUUCUUACGACCUAGAAUUUCCAACAGUCUCAAAUGUUUUUAAUGUGUUGGAAGUGAUAUCUUGUUGUGGAUUUAUUCUCUGAUUCAAAUAAAUUCAACAAUACGUGAUAUUUUGUUGGAAGUGACAUUUAUGAUUCUCGUUCCCCAACAAUACUUGGAUUGAAUUAUGAUUGCAAGGUAGAGAUUCAUUUUAGCUUGACUAUAUGUUCCCUUAAGAAUUAAUAAAUGUAAUAUUUAUAUUUUUUGACAAAGAUAUGAUCUUUGCUAUACCCUUGUGUGCGUUCUAUUUUGUAGCAAACUUUGUUAUUCUGUUUCAAAACAAAUGCUGUGUCUGAGUUGUGCUGUAUCUAUGUUUGUUGCAGCUUUUAGUCGUAGACUGUGUUCUUUAGUGUUCUGGUACAAGUUUACCGAGUGUAAACAGAAAUCUGAUAGAGGGGAGUUUUUGUUUGAAUCUUUCUUUUACAUUUACAGCCUACCUUUCUGGACGUGAACAACUAUAUACGUUUCCAAAUGGCACCUAAUUCUGGAACAGAGGUGAUCUCAUUUUCCAUUAUUUAUAGUGUACAUUAGAUGCUUGUUUUCCUCUUAUAUGUCAUAUGUAUGUUUCAUACAUGUUGCAGGGUAUGGUGAAGCAAGUGAAAUUGAAUAUUUCUGCUCAGGAAGUUGGAUCAAGAGAAAGAUCCCCUUAUGACUCUUAUUCAUAUGAUGAUGUACCAGCACAUAUUAUUCGGUAACUGAAUGGCCCUUCAUAUUUUGUUCUACAUUCUGUGUUCUUUCUAGUGUUUUAAAUGGUGUUUGCCUUGUUUGCGAAAUCAUCUUUCAUUUCAAUUUAUCAUUUGAAGGCCAUAGGAUGCCAAAGGCCUGUCGAAUUCUAACUUCAUCCCUUGAUAAUGAGGGUUCUCUCCCUAUCUCUCUCUCUCUCUCUCUCUCUCUCUCUCUCUCAAGAGUGUGGUGUUCUCUUAAUACCCUUGGUAUUAUAGUUAUUCUUCUCAGUCAGCACCUGGUUUUCGUAUGAAGCCUGUUACAAAUUUCUCUGGUGACACUGUAAUGCUUGGAUCUUCAAGUUACUCCUAAGUUUAUUUAUCUAAUGUCAUGUGACCUUCUUUUCAUUAUUUCUCAAAUGAAAAAUAUCAUGUUUAAGUGAUUUCAUGUGAUAUCUGCUUUUUGCUUUUUAUUUAGACAGGCAUUUCUUAAAAAAUGCGGUAUUGAAGCAAAUAGUCCACAAGGCAGAGGAUCUUGGGACUUAUUGAAGCAUGGCCAGAAGUGAGCUCCUUCAGGGAUUGUGACAAAGAUAAGGUGGGCGAUGUCAUUGUUUAAAAGAUGGAUAAGAGGCAGGAUGUGGUUGGUGAUGGACAAUGCACUCAUAGGUCUGAAAGGAUAAAAGUAGAGAAGAGGAAAGCCGAAGUCUACAUUAGAAGUGACAAUGGGUGAAUCACAUUUGUUGUCAAUGCAAAUAAUACUAGGAGCCAAUGAGUUCUAUAUACUAGGAAUUUGGGUGAAUUACAUUAUGUCGUCAUAUUCAGCUUGUUGCAGCAGCCAGAUGUUAGUUGACGUUUUGCGGAUUUAGUGAAGUUGUAAAAUUCUGCAUAGAGACGUGGGCAACCAAAUAUUGCUCUAUCUUGGAUCUGCUUAUGCAGCUUUUCUCACUUUACUGUUUCCAGCUACUAGGUUUGCUGAAUUUUACUCUGUGAACUCUGAAAUCUGUUGAGAGAAUCGGGCCUGUCUUGACAUGAGCUUAAUUAUUUUGUUUAUUCAUGUGCAGUUUAAUGUUAUUCUAAAUAGCUAUUUACUUUUUGAGUUUGUUUUAUCUGUGACAUGAUGCUUUCUUUCAAGUCCUUACUUUGACUUGGUAAACUCUUGUUUUAGUCUAUCCAAGAUUGAUACUCUUUGUUUGCGAAUUAUAGGUUGAGAGCGGGGAAUGUCAUCUUUAACUAUAGGUACUACAAUAACACUCUACAGAAGACAGAAGGUCGGUCAAGUGUUCUCUUGGAUUUUUGCAUACAAAUAAAUCGUCUCGGAAUCUAUAACAUAUCACUUCUUAACUCAUUUUCUAAUUUUUCUAUAUAGACUAACAUGUUGAUUUUGGCGAGGAAAUUUCUAGACAUUAGAAAUUCUAUUUUUUACUCACAAUUUAUAGAAAUUCCGCAUUGUCUUUGUAAGAUUGAAAUGUAAUCAACUUAAAACUUAUUCGAUGGAUAGAUUUCCAGAGUCUUGUCAGCAGGGAACGAUUCAUUUUGUUGAGAUUAGUGCUAUCCAAUGUUAUGAUAUUGAUACUUCUAAAAGAAGUUCACGAUAAUGAAAGGAUUAGGAUUUAAUUAUUCUUUGUUUUGGAAAGAAGAGCAAUUUGGUGCAUAUGUCAGCAUGGGAAGAAUAUUCAGGGAAAGGAGCUUCCGAAACGAACGUUAUCUUGUGGUUGUGGAAACGGGUUAAUGAAGGUGUGCUGGGUUAGGAUUGUGAGGAAAAAAAAGCUGCCGAGGACUAUAUCAGAUUGACUUCGGAAUCUUUUUCCAGAAUAUGCAUUCUUCAUUAUCAUGAGGGGUUUAAUCAUAUCUCAAAUUGGGAAAACGACUAUGGUUUGGGAAGAUACAUGCAUCUGGAAAGUAAUCUUUCUGUUCUGUUUCCAAGCCCAUAAUUUCUAGAGUAAAGGUUCUUUUGUUACUAUUAGAAGCGUGGGCACUCAAUGAGACUACCAGAUGGGGAACUGGAAGAAUUUCUGAAACUCAAUCAGGUUCUUGGCAGUGUUGUCGAUUUUCAAUUUAUGAGAUUUUUUUAAUUGUUGAAAUCGGAGCCAUUUGUUUGUGGGGAUUCAUUUAGUCUAUAUCCAAGUAUAAUAUAUAUUUUUUAGUUUAGAUAAACCGAUGCUUAUUUACUUUUAAGAUUCUCUUCUGUUUAUGGUUCUCUAAUCAUUCCAUUUUUACGAUUUACAGUCACUGAAGAUUUUUCCUGUCCAUUUUGCUUGGUGAGAUGUGGAAGCUAUAAGGUCUGUUUUGUAUAAUAUCGCUUUGUUUCAUAGUUAGCAUGCUUUAUGUCCUCAUUCACAAUAUUAGCAUCCACUUGUGAUAUUUAUAAUUGGUAUUAUGUAGGGACUACGAUAUCAUUUGACUUCGUGCCAUGACCUUUUCAACUUUGAGUUUUGGGUUGGUAAAACUACUGAAGUCUCCUGUCAAUUCUGCUACAUCAGCUUUGUGGAAAGUCACUUGAAGCCUGUCUAAUCAUUGUGUAGGUGACGGAAGAGUAUCAGGCUGUCAAUGUUACUGUUAAGACUGAUAUAUGGAGAUCUGAGGUGACGAGAUGUUGUCCUUGCUGUCAACACUGUUUUUUCUUAUUAAGAAUUUUGUUACUGGAUGGAUUGACUUACAGUUUGAUCCUUUUUUUUUCUCGUUCAUAUAUGCCUUUUGGAUCAUUUGUUUUGUUAGUUCUGGAUGUGUGGACGUUUUUCGAUCUUGAAUUAUAUAAAAUAAAAGAGUACGACUUUUCUUCAAUCAAUUGCCUUAUUUGGUUGGGUAAUACUUGUAAACUUUUUUGUUCUGAUGUCAAUGCCUAUCAAUAAAGGCUUCUAAUGAGCAUCUAGAGGGUAGUUUUGUGGUCGACCACAUUGGGAUCCUAUUUUUGUCUGUGCACAUAGCUAGUUUCUUUGACGAAAUCAAAGACCAUGACAUUGAACAGGAGAGAUAUUGAUAGAAUUGUUGUUGACAUGAAGCCAUCUCAAUGCUCAUGAAGUUGUAUCCUCAUCGUUCUUUUAUCAAGAGAAGUUUCAUUUUGUCAUAGUGCUUACAAUGUUUGACUCAGUAUUGCAAAUAUCCGAAAGAAAUGGAAAGUUCUAUAUUGAGAAGUGCCAUAUUGCCAACUUAUUUGGAAAGUUCAUAUCCCAAUAAGAUACCUGAAGGAAAAAAAACUCCUAAUGUUACUCUUUACGCGCCAACUAUGUUUUGAUGUGUCUUUGGCUUUCCAUCUUGCACUCUAUCUAAAGGUUGUAAAAUAAGUACAUGAAAGAAGUACAUGAUUACUGUACAAUGCAGCUAGCUGGGGGAUAUAUAUAAUUUUUCUUACACACGAAAGUAUGGGAGGAUUGGGGGGUGGAUUUAUAAUGAAAUAGAUGCUCUGUUACAAUGUUGUCUUGAGUUAACACAUCCUUUCUAAUUUCUUUUCCGUUUUUUUUGAUGAUGUGGAGAGGCUUUUCGCUUUGACUUUACGAUUUGGGGGAUCCUUUGGUACCACCAUGGGAAUUGAUCUAGUUUUCUUUACAGAGUUUAUUUCCAAUGAGCAGUCCAAUUUGAGCCCAGUGUUAUAGGCAGAGAGGCUCUGAUUAAGUUAAUUCAAUAGACGUUGUUAUCUCACUUUCAGGUUUCAAGUUUUUUUAGCACUUCUUAAAUGCUAGAAAUCGCACCAUGGUUAGACUCAGCAAGAAGAGAAGGGUUAUGGAGGUGAAGGAAAAUAACGGAGGAUAAAUUUGUGGAACUGCUGCUGCCUACUGAACAUAUCAUGAUGAGCUGUGCGAUAUGGCAUGAGUCAGAAUUGAGUUGACUCCAAUAAGUCUUAAUCAGAGGGAUUAUGCAUUAAAAUUUAUUUGACUCAUGGAGUUUUAGCUUUGUUCUAUCCAACCAUCUCCCUGCAUAUCAUGACCCAGGGGUCCAAGCCCAAGCCUAAGUAGUGCCUAAUUAGUGAGCCCGAGCCCAAGUAGUUGGAAGUUCCUCCAGAUAAUUUGGCAGUGAGACAUUCAUGCCUAGGAAGUUGAAACAUUCAAUUUGGGAACAGAAAAAUAUUGAUUCUUCAUGGGUUAUGUAUUCUUGCCGUGACAAGUGAAGCCAUAAUUUUUUGCCACGAGUAGGCACGGAAUGUCGAAGUGGAGAUCUGCAUUAAGGAACCUGCGUGGAGUGGCGCCUUGCUACCAUUGGUGAGUCAUAGAUAUGGGAAUUAGGCGAAGUUCAAUGAGGAUGCCAGUAGAAGAUGAACAGAAGUUAGAAGAUGCCCCAUGUUUCCCAAAGUCCUUUUGUGUGGACAAAUUCUGUCGAACUUGUUGGCUUAAAUUCAUGGGAUCUGGGCUCAAUCGACUCUAAAGCCUUUCAGAACUUCAGUCCAGAAACGACUCUUACCGACUUCUUAUGUCCUUUGGCAAUAUGAUCUGUGCUCCUUUAUUUUGGCCUUUGCAAUCUGUACUUUUUCCUUUGGGAUGUUUUAUAAUCCUAGCUUUUGGUUUACAUUUUUCUUUGUUUAAUAAAAAGAUGCUUAUAUUAAUGUGAACUGGGAGAUAUAGAUAUCUAUAAUAACCGGUGUUCUAUGUAUCUAGUUAAAAAUGUUGGCAUUUAAUAGCUUUUUGACCUUUUAGGAUUAUUUACUGGCUUUAGACUGUUUUACAUUUCUCAGAUUGAGAAAUCUAACUCUUGGUAUGCAUUCUUUCAGAUUGUGGCAGAUGGUGUUGAUCCAAGGCUGCAGACAUUUUACUAUUGGUACCUAUUGUUUUGAGAAUUGACUUUACAGCAUUAUUUUAAACGAUUAUCUUUUGACAGGUUGUAUCUUGUUUGUCAAUUACAUAACCGUGGUUUCUCGAUCAGCCAGCUCGUAUCUGAUUAUGUUAUGCAACUUAAGAAUUUACGGCAUCCUUGAAAGCUUUUGAAUAGGACCCGUUGUUUUUACAAGUCUCUUCUAUAAACUCAUGCACUCUAAUGGUGAGUAAAUACAAGUUUUUCUGUUUCACUGAAAUCCCAUUCCGUUUUUUCACGUCUCUGUGUUAAUGGAUUAUUAUUAGGCCCUUCAAAUUGAACCAAAACAGGCAUUUGUUUGAAACCCGUCUAAUGGAUGUCAGGUCAAGGCUAAAUCGACGCAGAAGACCAAAAGCUCCAGGACCAAAUGUAAAACAUGUCCAUCCACAUACUUUGAGGUCAGACUCCCCAAAAGUGCCUAGGGAAUUUUUUCAGGCUGGUGCACACGGGAAAGAUAAUGGGAUAAGUAAUGGUGAGCUUCUGAUGCAUUGAAUCACUGCUAGUUAGUACUUCAAAUUUUCCUUUAACAACAGUCUCCUGAAAAUUAAAAAGUCUCAUUGAGAUAAUAUCUUUCAGGUGAUUCGACAACCAAGGAGGAUGGGUAUUCUAAAUCCCUUCCCUAUGGUAGCCACUCCAAAUUCUCCAGAUAUAAGGGUGAAAUUUACGGGGCAGAAAAUGCUUCUCCUGCAGAACGCAUGGAACAGAUUAACGGUAGCCCUAGUGCCAUAACUAUUUGUGCAGCUUCAGCUCAACCUUCUGUUGAUGAAUGUGGUCAACAAGUAUCUGGAGUUAACAACACUACCGCUUCUGUAAUCCUUCAAUUAGCGAAGACAAGGAAGGCUCCUGUUGAACGAGCUGAUCCUAGGAGGUAAGUUGUUUUCAAUCGUUUUCCUUACGGGUAAUAUAUAUUGACACCAUUAUUUACGGAAGUGGGAUUCAUUCUUAUCUUUAGAUGCAUAAAAAUUUUGCAAUUAUUUUCCAGGGCAUGCGUGUAAUUUUUUUCUUCUUUUGUAGUCGUACACUGCUGCAGAAACGUCAGUUUUUCCACUCUCACAGAGCUCAGGUGAGAUACAACUCUUGAUGUUGAUGUGCUUGGUUGAAGGCCACUGAAUCUUUUCUUUCCUUGUUUAAUUUCAUUCAAUCCUCCUUAUAAAUGCAUAAAUGCUCUUUCUCUGAUGGUCUUUGUCUUUCUAUCGUUAUCUUUUAUUUUUUUCUCUCUAGGCUGUGAGAUGACAGAAGUAUCUCCAUUUUUGUAAUGAAAUGUAAAGAAAAAGAUUUAGGUGUAAUGUACAACAGUUUAUUUAUGAUGGGUUGGGACAUAAUAGCAGAUGAGACACCGUAGUUAAAUCAAAAUUGAAUAAUCUCUAAGAGACGCUAUAUCCCAAGAGGAAUCUAUGAUGUCAAGUAUCCACUUCUUGAGCUUCGAAAUGUGAAAGUCUUGGAAAAACCAUCAAUGGCUCCACAUACGAGUCCGUAUUAUUCUUGCUUAGAGAAAAUAUUGCAUUGCUAUCUGGAGGAUUUAUCCUUGGGUUAGGAAAACAUUAUGGGUCAUUCAACUCAUAGAAUAAAGGAUUGACUAAAGAAAUGGAUGCAGGAAAAUUAUAGUAGACGUAUAAAACUUUUCUGAAAAGUUCAAAUGGCGAGCUAUUUUUGUCCAUUGAAAAUCUGUUUAUUUUGGCAAUAUGAAAUCAAAGAAACGUACUUAUCACUGAAGCAAAAGAAUAAUCUGCAAGUUUGGAAUAGUAGUUUUGAACCUCUGUUCUUUGAGUAUGAUAAUUUUUUUUCAUUCAUUUAUUUUAGACGGAAUUAUUGAGAUAACCUGGAAUUUGUCGGCUGUGCAAUAAAGUUAUUGGGAGCAGAAGGACAAUGGCUGAAUCUUGAUUGUCAAUUUGAAACAUUUGGGUUGAUAGGGCAGGGAUUUAUUUGAUUUCAAUAACUAACUUUCAAACAUUUGGGUCCUAGAUGCAUUGUUGAAACUGCUACGUUAUCAUGUGGACCGCAGCCCUGGCACUGAGUGACGAAUCGAAGAUUUGGUGACACGUUGACAGCAUCAUUUGAGGGUGCCAAUUGGUACCUAAUGCUGGGAUUCGGACCUUCUCCAUCUGUCAUUAAUUUGAAAGAAUGUUCAAUAAUUGUCAGGGGCAGUAACUUUCGAUUGGAGUUAUCUGAUUAUAAUUGAGAAUAUUUUUAUUCCUAGAUGCCUUUUCUCCUGUUGAUAGCAUAGGUAUUGCUUGAUACAGCUGCCAGAUGAUACUCUUUCUGACAUCACCAGACAGGCCCAAAUCGAGCACUGUUCUGGUGCUCGACUUUUGAAAAAAGGUGGUUGGACUUCACGAGUGAGAGCUAUUUGAUGUAACAGUCAUACUACAUGUUCUCAUGUGUGCAUCUAGGACACUCAUUCCCAAUAUACGGGGGAGUUCAGAAUGUGAAAUGAGCCUUAUGCUCGGUAUCUAGUUGUCAUGGACAGUAUUUAAUUGAUCUAGUAUUUUUGCAAAAUAGGUAACAAUGAGCUUAUGCCCCGCCAUACCCCUGCUGUCUGUAUCAACUCCCUCCGCCUCUGCCAUGUUCUCUUUCUUUCUUCUCUUUGCCCAUUUUCUGCUCUAUCUGUUCGUCAACCUUCCUAUUGCCCAUCUCUGCAUUUCUCUCUUUCCUUCCUUCUCUCAUCUCUCUCUCUCUCUCUCUCUGAGAUCAUCAACAAAUGGCUACCAUGCUUACCCACCCUGCUAGCGUUUCUCUCUUUAGUGCCUUGGUGCAAUAAUUAUGCAGCGUACACAGUUUUUUGGUCUCUUCCUUAGACUUGAUGCCUGGGAGAUGUAAAGUUUCUUUUCAAAGAUUCUAAAAUAUCGGGAAGUAACCAGAUUUAAGAUCAUAGUCACUUGGUGUUUAUGGCUUGUACUAGUCACUUGGAGGUUUUUCAUAUAAGACUAUGAAUGAUUGAGGUUCUAGAGUUUUUCUCCUUCCUAAGGUAUUACCUUUGCUAUGUAGUAUUUUGUCUAUUCCUUCUUCUAUUCUCAUUGAUGAGAGUACAAAGGGACCUUUAAUACGGUUUCUGAGUUUGUUUGUGACGCUAUGAAGAAUGUGAGCCAAAGGAACUAAUGUUAACUAAUUCUUUUGUUGAAAAUAAACUGUGCCUAGAUUUGGAUGUCAAUUAUUCUGUCUCACUUUUGUGUUUAAAAGUUUUCUGCUUCGGUUGAUGCAUCAAUAGAUCAUUAUGAAUUGUAAGGAGAAUGCAGAUAUCGAGCGCAGUUGCCUCAUAUACUUAAAGCAAUAAUACUAUCUGAGAAAGUACAUUUCCAUUUUAGUAUGUUAUGCAAAUUUACGAGCGACACUUUCAUGCUACGUGCAUGAUUAGUUUUCUAUUUUACAUGCUGUUUCUGUUGCUAGUUCUUUUGCGUAAUGGGAGACAUUUGUCGAACGGUGUUGAAACUUAUGAUUUGUUUCCAGCCAAUGGCAUUAGAGCAAGUACUUUCUGAUCGGGACAGUGAAGAUGAAGUUGACGAUGACAUUGCCGACUUUGAAGACAGAAGGGUACGUUCAAGAGACCAAUUUUUACAUUACUCCUGAAGACGCAAUGUGUUCCUGCCAAUUUCGAUCAGUUGAAUCAGCAGACUUAAGCAGUUAUCUUAAUAUUUCUGUUCAUACCAUUUAUAGAUGCUCGACGAUUUCGUUGAUGUGACCAAAGAUGAGAAGAGGAUCAUGCAUUUGUGGAACUCAUUUGUGAGGAGGCAGAGGUACCUCCUUUGGGAGAAGUGCACACUUCCCUGUUGUUUCUCAAUGCCCUUCUGCCGUGACUUAUUAUUAUUGGGAGAUGUGUUCCCAUAUGCUAGAAGAAAUCUCGUAACACAAUGGAUGCCAUAUUCUUGUCUAAGAUACUGUAGCGCUCGCAAAUCCUUCAUCAAAUGCUGUUCUUCCCGUGGAUUCUGCUACACGAAGAACAGUUUUUUUUUUAAUUCAAUUAAUUGAAAAUUUCUGCAUUACCUUCAACUUCUGUUUGACCAAGUUUGUUAUCUCUUGCCAGGGUGUUGGCAGAUGGUCACAUUCCUUGGGCCUGUGAGGCAUUCACCAAGCUGCACGGGCCUGAUUUUGUCAGAGAACCAGCUCUGAUCUGGUAUCGUCUCUCUUUCUUCAGUACUAACCACUCCCCUCUUGCGUUUAUUUUUUCUUUAAACUAUGACUUAAAGCAUAUUUCCGUAGUUCGGUUCAUUGCCUGCAUCACAUUUUCAUUUAAAGUAAAGUUUUCUCUUAUAAGAAAAACAAUGCAUGUACGCAUCUAGUGACGUGGCUCUGUGAUCAGGUGUUGGAGGCUGUUCAUGAUAAAGCUGUGGAACCACAGCCUACUGGAUGCCCGCUCCAUGAACUCUUGUAACCUACUGCUGGAGAAAUACCAGAGCGAAGCUUCUGAUUCCAAGCCAUGCUGA
Spirodela intermedia is the source of this 17908-nucleotide messenger RNA. The record is from the annotation of a GenBank genome assembly. NCBI's taxonomy places the organism in Eukaryota, Viridiplantae, Streptophyta, Magnoliopsida, Alismatales, Araceae.